AGGUACCUACCUACCUUUACUUGUUGAGAACGCUUAUGCUCUGUUUUUGGUUUUUAUACUGAGAGUGAGAGUGAGAGUACUUUUCUUGCUUUUCGGAAUGUCAAAUUUGCUUUGGUAGCGUUCUCAAAAGCAGUGGUGAAUAUGGAACAUAUGGACUAAUUCUUCAGGGAUUGCUAAAUAAUGAUACUUUUGAGUUUUGAGCCACACCCUUGUUGUAGAAUUUGGUGGUCUGAGUAUAAUGCACACAAUUUGCUUCAAUUUUGCUGGUAUAAAAUUUGGUGUGGAAUUCAGAUAUGAGAAGUAUCACAUACAUCAUGGAGGGGAUGAGGAAGAGAGAAAAGCUAACUACAAGGACAUGGUUAACAAAUACUAUGAUCUUGUGACAAGCUUUUAUGAAUAUGGCUGGGGUGAAUCUUUCCAUUUUGCAGCUAGAUGGAAGGGAGAAUCAUUAAGAGAGAGUAUCAAGCGACACGAGCACUUUAUUGCUCUGCAACUGGGUUUGAAGCCAGGACAGAAGGUGCUGGACGUAGGAUGUGGAAUUGGUGGGCCCCUGAGAGAAAUUGCUAGAUUUAGUGGUGCAUCAAUUACCGGGAUAAACAACAACGAAUAUCAAAUAACUAGAGGAAAGGAACUAAAUCGCAUUGGAGAGGUGGAUGAGACCUGCAACUAUGUUAAGGCGGACUUCAUGAAAAUGCCAUUUUCUGACAAUACUUUUGAUGCAAUAUUUGCAAUAGAAGCCACAUGCCAUGCACCAGAUGCGGUUGAUUGUUACAAAGAGAUAUACAGAGUGUUAAAGCCUGGCCAAUGUUUUGCUGCUUAUGAGUGGUGCAUAACUGAUUCUUUUGAUCCCUUGAAUCAAGAACACCAAAGGAUUAAGGGUGAAGUUGAGCUUGGCAAUGGACUUCCUGGCAUCAGAUCAAAGGGACAAUGUCUUGAAGCCUUGAAAGUUGCAGGCUUUGAGAUCAUAUGGGAGGAGGAUGUUGCUGUCAACUCGCCUCUCCCUUGGUAUUUGCCUCUGGACAAAAAUCAGUUCUCACUAGCUAGCUUCCGAGUAACAGCUUUUGGACGUUUUAUCACUCGAAACAUGGUCAAAACCUUAGAGUUCUUGGGCCUUGCUCCUGAGGGCAGUCAAAGAGUUCAGUCCUUCUUGGAGCAAGCAGCAGACGCUCUUGUUGAAGGUGGAAGGAAAGGGAUCUUCUCACCAAUGUACUUUUUCUUGGUCCAAAAGCCUCAUUCCUAGCCCAGAAUUUGUCAUGUGCAACUGAAGCUUCACAGGGCUUAUUAUAUUUUUAUUCUUGUUAUUGCAUUGCUUGAACACAUGUAACUUAAAAAUUGAUUUUGGCAAAUUACAGCAACAUUUCGUACGCUUGUACCUCAACAAAUCUAGUACAAAUAAGCAACAGAACACCAAGAGUGCAGAAUUAAGAAAAUUGCCUUGUGAACCAUGUAGUAUUCUUGAUAAGUGGUAAAAACUAAAUCCACUAUUCAUCAAAAGCCCCUUGUAUGUUUUCACUACCUUAUUGGGAAGGCUGAAUAUCUCAGUUAAAAGGUGAUAUUCCUUUGUUGUAGAA
Messenger RNA from Quercus robur (English oak), 1571 nucleotides. RefSeq names its product cycloartenol-C-24-methyltransferase-like. The transcript has 13 exons. Gene Ontology annotation, biological process: sterol biosynthetic process. Gene Ontology annotation, molecular function: sterol 24-C-methyltransferase activity. The coding region runs from base 239 to 1240 and encodes 333 amino acids. The record is from RefSeq and is a predicted model, not a curated record. Gene Ontology annotation, cellular component: endoplasmic reticulum. Lineage: Eukaryota; Viridiplantae; Streptophyta; Magnoliopsida; Fagales; Fagaceae.